GCUGCUGUUCCUCAGCGAUGAAAACAAACCGUGUUGGCGGUAUUUUGUGGAGAAAAGCGGCGCUGUUCUAUGAUUUAACGCUGUCCAGACCCAGGCAGGCCUUCGCUAUGCUGUUUAAUGAUGUGUAUCACUCAGUUAACUGAACCAGUGCACAGUUUAGCCCGCCGUACGUCACGCUUAGCGCAGUGCUAGUGUUACUUUGACUAGUUGAAGUGGGCGUCGUUAGCUGCGUUUCUGAGGAAAGAAAGAAAAAGAAAGAAAGAAAAGGUCCAGCGGUGUUUCCCUCCGGACUGACAGUAACUGGAACCACGUCGUGUCAAACCUAGAUAAAGUUAAAGCGAUGGUGAACAGUCAGGUCCCGGGCGGCGUGUGCUCGUCUCGGGCGUGCGCAGGCUGCGGAGGGCGAAUCUCCGACCGCUUCCUGCUCUUCUCUAUGGAGCGCUACUGGCACACGCGCUGUCUGAAGUGCUCGUGCUGCCAGGCCCAGCUGGGCGAGAUCGGCACCACCUGCUACAGCAAAGGGGGCAUGAUCCUCUGCAGGACCGACUACAUCAGGUUGUUCGGGCAUACAGGUGCGUGCAGUGCAUGCGGUCAGUCCAUUCCUGCCAGUGAGAUGGUGAUGAGGGCGCAGGGCAACGUCUACCACCUCAAGUGUUUCUCCUGUGCGACGUGCAGAAACCGGCUGGUUCCUGGCGACCGCUUCCACUACAUUAACGGAACCAUCUUCUGUGAGCACGAUCGGCCGGGGGCCACCCUGCUCAGCUCUCACCUGCAAGGCAACCCUGUGCUGCCUGACCAAAAAGUUUGCUGAAAGCCUCUCCUGCUUCUCCUCCCUCUGUCCCUCCAUCCCUGUGUUUCUCCAGAGGAUCUCUAGCCUUGGAAUCCUUGACAGAUCUUCUGUAUAUGCUCUUCUACUGGUGCACUUAUGCUCUCAAAGGUCAAAAGGUCCCUACAGCCUUGCUCCAUCGCCCCUCCCCCCCUCCCAAAGACAAACCCCUCUGAAAAGACAGGAAGUGCAGAAUUCCUGACAAUAUGCAAGGACUUGCUGUGGCCAGGGUCUAAAGUCUGAUGGACUCUGUGGGAUACUUCAUAUAUUUCAGACUUUUUUAGAUGAUUACGCCCGAACUGAAACAUCCAUCACAGGAAAUCCUACCGGUCACGUCAACUAGCGGAACUCUAAGUGACUUCAUCUUUAAGCAGUACUACAGUGCUUGUGUCUUUUCUUCCUUUUUUCUUUUUCUUUUAAACUCUCUUUUUUUACAUUUCAGGGUGUGGUUUCCAUAGCCAGCAUAAUCACAGCAAAGCUUCAGGACACUGUUCAGGGUGUAGAGAUGUAAAUACUCUUUUGAUAAUGGUGCCGUGCGUUAUGGUCCAAUCAUAUGGUCGACAUGUGACGCUUAUUUAAGAUGUAAAAUCCAAUAAAUGCUUAAAAAAA
Colossoma macropomum (tambaqui) is the source of this 1435-nucleotide messenger RNA. RefSeq names its product LIM domain transcription factor LMO4-B (gene lmo4lb). Lineage: Eukaryota; Metazoa; Chordata; Actinopteri; Characiformes; Serrasalmidae. The record is from RefSeq and is a predicted model, not a curated record. The coding region runs from base 341 to 811 and encodes 156 amino acids. The transcript has 5 exons.